Volvox carteri f. nagariensis is the source of this 987-nucleotide messenger RNA. RefSeq lists its product as uncharacterized. The record is from RefSeq and is a predicted model, not a curated record. The transcript has 4 exons. The annotation marks the transcript as partial. NCBI's taxonomy places the organism in Eukaryota, Viridiplantae, Chlorophyta, Chlorophyceae, Chlamydomonadales, Volvocaceae.
AUGCUUUCAAGCUAUUCUAGUAUAUUGUAUUUACACGAUAGAGGAUACUCUGGGUCACUGCCUACCUGGCUGCCCUCACUAUCGGGCGCAUCGCUUCACGACGACGCUCUAGAGGACCGGAGGCACCCUACCGCUACCCCAUCCCUUAUAUACGACAUCACAGUCAGAUAUACGUUGCAACUUGUCACCCUUGCGUUGACUCUGGUGCUGGGCAUCGCGCUUGCCGUGGGCCCCGUCACGCGGCGCGCGCUCUCGCGAACCCCAGUAAGCAACAGCACCUGCAGAAACUCCGACCACAGUGCUUCAUCUCAUCGCGUGGAUGCUCGGGGGCUUAAAUCCGCCGUACGGGUUUUGAGCCGCGGCUCCUUCUCGGCGCUUCGUCGCAUGUACGACAGCAUGAUGAGCCUUGCAGGCAUGUUUGGGAGCAUGGGCCGUAACAACCAGGAUCGCGUCCAGCGGCAGCAACAAGAGGCGCUUCUCACGAAGAACAGAGAAAAGCUCCAGGGUUUUCAUGACAUUGCGCGGGAGGCAAUAGACCGCGCCUACAACGUGGACCUGGAAGGCCGGUACGACGCUGCCGUACGGUUGUACAACACCGCUUUGGAGGCUGCUAAGGAGGGCCUCGCUCUCCAAGUAGCUCCCAGUAACGGUCUGGGGCCCAAGGCGGAUAACGUGGCCACCUGGCGCAUCGAGCUUGAGGACUGGAAACAUCGGCUAGAGGGAAGGCUGAAGGCUAUCCAAUCGGGCAACCUUUCGUCGCCAUCGGCGCCGCCCGUACGGCCGGUGCCGUUUGCCGCCGCCGCUGCCGCCGCAAGCAAGCGCCCGCACGGCGCCGCCGCCGCAGCGGCGCCGUCACCUCAGCCGACUGGCCGUGCCGCGUCUGGGCGACCGGCUUUCGGAGCACCAACAGCACCGCGACCUUCCUCCGCGGGCCGUAUCCAAACCCGUAUCGCCGCUGCCGCUGCCGGCGGCAGCGGCACCAAAUCC